This is a messenger RNA of Eimeria necatrix, 624 nucleotides long. RefSeq lists its product as hypothetical. NCBI's taxonomy places the organism in Eukaryota, Apicomplexa, Conoidasida, Eucoccidiorida, Eimeriidae. The record is from RefSeq and is a predicted model, not a curated record.
AUGAUCUCUAGGGCAGCAGCAGCAGCAGCUGCUGCUGCUGCUGCUGCUGCUGAUUUGUCUGCUGCAGCAACUAGGCUGCUCUGUUGCAGGGACUCCAUUGCUGCUGCUGCUGCUGCUGCAACUCUUUUCCAGACUACUGUGUUCCACCAGCAGCAGCAGCUGCUGCAGCAGGAAAAGCCACUCAGCCGCAGCUGCAGCGGCGGGGCUGUAAAAAAUAGGCAGCAGCAGCAGGAGCUGCUGCUGCUGCAGAGAGGAAUUGCUGCAGCAGCAGCUGCUGCUGCUGCAGAGAGGAACUGGUGCAGCAACAGCAGCAGCUGCUGCUGUUGCAGAGAAAACUUGCUGCAGCAACAGCAGCAGCUGCUGCUGUUGCGGAGAAAACUUGCUGCAGCAACAGCAGCAGCUGCUGCUGCUGCAGAGAAAACUUGCUGCAGCAACAGCAGCGAAUGCGGCGGGUACAGGAACACCAGCACCAGAAAAUGCAGCAGCAGCAGCAGCAGCAGCAGCAGAAUGCAGACACCAGUUGCUGCGGAAAGCGCUGCCGCUGCUGCUGCUGCUGGAAGAGUCGCUGCUGCUGCUGCUGCUGCUGCUGCUGCUGCCAAUAUAUAUUGCUGCUAUUGUCAAUAA